AUGCAUCCUGACCAGAAAAAGACAAUAAAAGAAAAGAGUGAGGCGCGCAAAAAAAUUUACAGCUCUACAAAAGCAGAAAAAUUAAAUUGGAGGAAGUUAAAAGAAGAGAAGAAGCGGAAACACGAGGAAAAAUUAAUCAGGGAGUUUGAGGAAUCAAAAAAGGCAAAAGUGGAAGAAGUGGAUUAUUCGCCACAAUUCACGAUAUCGAUAGCAGUGCCCGGACAGUUUUUGAAUAAUGCACAAUCCAGCGAGCUGCGGACAUAUAUGGCGGGCCAAAUUGCGCGAGCCGCAACAUUAUAUCGAGUUGACGAAAUUAUUAUUUACGACGAAUCUUGUAGAAUGACGCAAGAGGCAAUUAAUUCGUAUUGGGAUGGCUCGUGGUCGGGCGCCAUCGUUCCCGCUGAGACCAAUUACGAGGGUUGCUUCUAUCUCGCGAAAAUUCUCGAAUACUUGGAAUGCCCGCAAUACUUGCGGCGCGAUUUGUUCCCGAUUCAGAAGCCGUUGAAGUACGCCGGCCUUCUGAAUCCGCUCGACGCUCAACACCAUUUGAAGUCCAAUGAGACGACGUUCCGCUUCCGCGAAGGCGUUGUGCUGAAGAAGAAGUCGAAAGAGGGCCGCGGGCCGAUUUGCAAUAUCGGUCUCGACAAGGAGUUCGAGGUGGAUCGCGAGGUUCCGCUGCCGCCCGGCACCCGUGUGACGGUCGAGAUCAAAAACAGCGGACACGAGUGCAAAUUGUAUCGCGGCUGUCUGAGCAGCGGCGCGUGUGUGACGAAGGCCACCGGCGUCUACUGGGGCUACAGUGUUCGCCUGGUGCCGGGUCUACAGCAAGCGAUCGAUCGCAACAAGUAUGAUGUGAUCGCUGGCGUCUCGCCACGAGGCAAACUCGCCACCGAGUUCGAUGUUUGUGUGUUGAACAAGCCACGGGUCCUUCUCGUGUUCGGCGGUGUCGCCGGCGUCGACGCCGCCGUCGAAUCCGAAGAGCUUGCCGAAUGGAAGCGCGCCGAGGACGCGUUCGACGUCCUCAUCCGCACCACACCACUACCGAACGGCUCGCGAAGCGAACGCGUCGAGGAGAACGUGCUCGCCGUGCUCGCGCAAAUCCAAUGCCGACUGCAAUCGCUGUGCGAGCUCUAG
Caenorhabditis bovis is the source of this 1134-nucleotide messenger RNA. The record is from the annotation of a GenBank genome assembly. NCBI's taxonomy places the organism in Eukaryota, Metazoa, Nematoda, Chromadorea, Rhabditida, Rhabditidae.